AUGGAUCCGGGAAUUCUUUGUUUCCACCAUUGUGAACACAAAGUUUUUUGUACCAUAAUACCAGAAAAUUGUCCUGUUUGUCAACAGAAACUAGACAGAUACGACUAUAAUCUCUUGCCUUUUAGAGUACCAUAUCCCUUCGUAAAAGCCUCUCAACAUCCGCGGGCCAUCGUUAUGAAACCUACUCAUGGGGAUUUUCUCAAUGACUAUUAUAACUCUAAAGAUUUACAUAUAGGCGUCACUAAUUCACAAGGGUAUGUAGUAGAGUUCAGCGAGGAGGGCAUCCGGGCCGUUGACCCUGUCACUAAAAAGUGGAGUGAGUGUGAAACUAGUCUAGACUGGGACCAAUGUCUUUUAUUAGAACAAUUCGAUGAAUUGUGGAAUGAAAUUUGGGAUGGAGUGUUAUUGAAGGUGAGCCUUAGUCCAUUGUGGGAGGCAGAGAGGUAUAAUGAGGAAAGACACAACUGCUUUACCUUUGUAUUAGCAUUUCUCCGAGCACUUGACUGUGGAGAACUGUCAGAAAGAGCACAGGACCCUAAACUAUUUUGUAAACAGUAUGUGGUACCACGAACAUCUGCUGCUGGAAAAUAUAUAUCACUAUAUAGACAAUUAAAGAGACAAAGUUAUUUCAUACAGAAACAGUGAUAGCCUAUCUAAUUUAUUUUUUAAUUGUAUGUAUUUAUUUAUGAGUUCAGUAUUAUCUGUGAUUUCUAAUAUUUAGAUAAGUAAUUUUGAAAUUUAAAUGCAUUUAAUUUAAACCAAAUAGAUUUAUUUGAUUUCUUAUUUAUUUAAAUAUUUAUAUUUACUUAACUUUUGAUUGGUAAUAAAAGAAAACUGGUUUUUACUUAAAUCUAUCACAGUCUAAUCUAUAUAUAAUUGGAUAAGAUAUUAAAAUCAAACAAAGGCUAAGAGAGGCUGUGUUACAUUUUCUGUUUUUGAACGGACCAGAUAUAUUUAAUAAUAUUAUUAAAAAAAAGACUAAUAAUUACUUUUCUUUAAGUUUACUACAAGUAAUCAAUUUAUAAUGGCCUAGUUUUAUGUCUAAAAAUGAUUUUAUAUAGUGUAUUAUUUCCAGAAAAUACUUAUCUUCCAAAUGUAUAUGUUACCAUAAACAAAUUUUUGAUUUAUUUAUUUGAAUUAAGUUAGCUCUCACAAAUAAAGUGCUUAUAGUUAGUAAACUUCGAUUAAAAGUAACCAAUUUUACAUUAAGUCGAUGUUGCAUAUCCUUUUAUUAGUAUUAAUCGAACUAUAUCUCAGUGUAUUGAAAACGAUUUAAUACAUAUAAUGUAUCUAUAAAAAGUUAUAUGUUGUAGUCAAUUAGAGUUUUCUAAACAUUUACAUUCAUGAUUAUUCUAUAAAGUCCUCAUAUACAUUCAAGUCGUUCCAUAUUCGUCUUCUAUUAGAUAAAUGUAGGGUUUUUACAGUGUAUUCCUUUUAUAACAUAAAUUAAAUAGUAUAAGUCCUUGUAAUAUUUAAAUUAAAAAUCGAAAAGUUGUUAUAUUUGUAAUUGCCGUAUUUACUCUAGGGCCUAAAGAGUCAUGGUCCGGUGCCGUAAGCAGCGAGUGGCACUUGAAGCUGCACCUCACUGCUUAGUUUUGAAAUAUACGCUUGUUUUAAUUGAGCAGUAAACUUCAUAGGCCCUCGGCGCUAAAUGUUAAAAUACGUACUGCAUAUUUGUAAUAUGAAGAAACAUUUCCUUUUUAAUGUUACAACAUUAAAUGAUGAGAAAAAAGUUGAAUAAGUAGGUUCUGUUUUUUAAAUAUUUGUACAUUAUUUACUUUGUUUUUGUACAUAAUGUUAAGGAGUCUUUGAAAUGCUGUAAUGCCACGUAGUAGAUCAUCAUGUCUGUGAAGGUGUUGGUGUCCUAUGACUUGAUUGAUAGUAAUGCUAUGACUAUAUAUGUAACACAAGCGAUGUUUGGAAUUAUAGUUUUUCUAGGAAGGAAUUUCUAAAGGAAUUCUUUAUAAUACCAUUUAUGUUAGAUACAGAAGCUGUAUUUAGCCAAAACUGUCAUUAAAUGUUUUUAUGAUGAGUUAAAAAAUGUACAGGUAUGAAAUAUUUUCUGUGUUUCUCACAGAAAUCAUAUUAGUACAGCUUUAUAUCGAGUCUAAAUAAGGAAUUAAAAUUACAAACAUGUAUUUGACUAGUCAAAUCAGUAUUUAGAACAUUGCAUUAGAGAUACAAAACUAAAGUGAUACGCUAAUAUUUGUGGGUAUGAAGUAUUUAUUAUGAUAUUGAUUUAUAUAGAAUCCAGCCAGCAGUGACUUAAACGAUAAAAAAAAUUAAGAUAUAAAACUUUUUACGAAUAUAUAUCCUCCUAUGACAAGUGAUACAAUUCAAAAAUCGUAAUUUUCUGGUAAAUAUUUAAUUUUAAAAACUAAAUUUACGAAAAAAAAAAAUUGCACCUUUUUCACAUUUAUUAAAUGCUAAAAUGAUGUGAUAAAAUGAUACUUGUGAAGUUACAUUACGUUACACCUAUAGCUUAUCAUUGCCUAAACUCUAGAAUAAUGAUACUAGCGCAAUGUUCCUCAAACAAAAGAAAAUAAUAUAACCCUUUGGAUUUAAUUUUUCACUCCCCUAUUCAUAUAAUUUCCUGAAUCUUACCAGUUUACGAAAGUUUUAGGUACAAAGGGAUAUAAAUCUAGAUAGCUAAAUCAGUUAUCACGAAAAUGUAAAGAGAAAUAAAUGUCAAAUUAAAUAUACCACACGUAAAAUCGCAUUUAAAUCACAAAACACGAAAAAUACUUUGAGUGAUUGGUGGAUUGGAAAUUUUUGAACACAGUUUUAUGACUUAAUUAUAGCAGACAGAAUAACGUGCCCAUGUUCAGAUAAAAAAAAGGUUUUAACUCGACUUAUAUCACUUAUUACAGGAAGCACCGAUAUUUAAACUAUUUUAAAAUAACACACAUUGCUUGCAUUUUAUGGUUUUUGGUUAAAUAUAUACUCAUAACAAUUAUUUUAUAUUUCAUAUCAAAUAUUGCCAAAUCAUUGGUCUCAUAUAUGGCGGAUUCUUCUUUCAUGUAAAUAAAUGGCAUACAUAUUCCUUUUCAGUGUGUUGAGAUUAUAUGUGUAUUAUGAUUAUAUUCAUAUAUAAAUGUCUGAAGUAAUGAAUAAGUCUGUAAAUGUCGAAUAUACUGCCAUUAGUGAGACUUGAAAUUUUAUAAUUAUAGGUUUAAGUAGUUGGUACAAAAAAAUUUGGAAUUGAUUUUUCUUUGAGGUAAAUAUACUUGGUUCUUCAAUUAGACUUAAUUAAACUAAUAUUAAAUAAGACAGGUUUUGUGAUUCUCAUGCACUUGAAUUACGUAUUGCGAGCACUCCUAUUCACAGUCAAGUCAAUCAAAUAUCCUGACUCCUUUAAUUCUUGCCUAAAAAUUAUUAUCUUACCUUUAAAUAUGAGUGCUUGCAUCUAUUGUAAUUUUCUAUACGAAUUUUUUGUAUUGAUCUCUAAGACAAUUUUUCUAGGUGCUACAAUUAGAAUUAAAUAAUUGUUACGAAAAUUUCGGUACUUUUUUAUGUUUUUGAAAUAAAGGACAUAAUUUAUU
Messenger RNA from Melitaea cinxia (Glanville fritillary), 3542 nucleotides. Its product is annotated as MKRN2 opposite strand protein. The transcript is spliced from 4 exons. NCBI's taxonomy places the organism in Eukaryota, Metazoa, Arthropoda, Insecta, Lepidoptera, Nymphalidae. Bases 1 to 645 code for a protein of 214 amino acids. The record is from RefSeq and is a predicted model, not a curated record.